This is a messenger RNA of Pelagomonas calceolata, 2409 nucleotides long. The record is from the annotation of a GenBank genome assembly. Lineage: Eukaryota; Pelagophyceae; Pelagomonadales; Pelagomonadaceae.
GAGCUUUUCGUGCUGGGAGGGGGGGCUAAAUACCCGCAGCAGCGCGCGCGCGGCGGAGAGUAUUGCGGCCUUGUCCGCCCCCAGGGAAGCGGAAUCUUAUUGCGGGGCAGCCCCCGCCGCCCUCUCCUAAAGCUCAUGCUGCGGGAGCUGUUGUAAUGGCGCUGCGCGACACGCGGUCGCUCUACCCGGGCUGCGAAGUCGCCUGCGUCUCGCUGGGCGCCGCGACGCUGCGCCCGGGCGCGGCGGCGGAGCUGCUGCGGGCGGCCUCGGACCUAGGCGUGCGCCUCGCGGACACGGCGGACUCCUACGGCGCCUCGGAGGCGCUCCUCGGCGCGCACGGCCAGUCGCUCCACGUGGCCUCCAAGUUCGGCGGCGACUUCUCCGCGUCGCGGUGCACGGCGGCGGCGGCCGAGGCCGUCGCGCGGCUGCGGCGGCGGCGCAUCGCGCUCUACCAGCUCCACUCGCCGCCCGACGACUUCGCCUACGACGUGGCGCUCGUCGAGACGCUCGGGCGCCUCGUCGCGGGCGGCGUCGUCGGCGCGUGGGGCGCGUCGGUCGAGAGCUACGCGGCGGGCGCGGCCGCGGUCGCCGCAGGCGCGCGCUGCCUCCAGGCGCCGUUCAACGCCCUGGACCAGUCGCUCGCGCCGCUCCUCGCCGCCUGCGCGGCGCGCGGCGUCGGCGUGCUCGCGAGGUCCGCGCUCGCGCGCGGCUGGCUCACGGCGCGCGGCGUCGCGGCCGCUCGCCUCGGUCUCCUCCACGAAUCCGCGCCGCGCCGGCGGGCGCUCUUCGAGCGCGUCGUCGCGGUCGCGGCCGUCGCCGAGGGCUGCGGCGUGCGCGUCGAACACCUCGCGCUGCGCUUUGCCGCGCACGCGACGGGCGUGACCUCGGCGCUCGUCCAGGCGCACGACGCACGGGGCCUCGCGGACCUCGUCGCCGGCGCCGGUCUCGACGAGCCGCUGCCGGAGUCGGCGCGCGCGGCGCUCGUUGCGUUGGGAACGUCGCCGGGCGACCGCGCCCACGGCGGCGCCGCGCGCGUCUGGGACUGGGCGGGGCCGACGCCACGCGACGUGCUCGAGGAGCUGCACGCGACGGAGGCCCUCCGGAGCGCGGGCGGCGCGGCGCGGCGUCCGCCUCGUCGUCUUCCAUGGUAUUUCGCGCACGUAUCGUUCGCGAACGACGCGGCACGCAGGCUUCUACGACGCGGGCGGCCGCUACGCGCCGCACGAGGCCAGAUGGCGCCGGGACUUCGCGACGCGCGGCGUCGCGGGGCCCUUCCGUGGCGCAUUCCCGCGGGACGUGGCGAGCGCGCUUGCAGCGGGCGCGGUCGCCGAGCCGGGCCGACCGCAGGCGUCGUACUUCCACCGCGACGUCGCCGCGCCGCUCGCCGCCGGCGCGUUCCCGGGCGACCUGGAGGCGGCGCUCGCCGCCAUCCUCGACGACGCGACCUGCUGCCGCCGCGCGACGCCGCCGUUUGCCGUCGACAGCUUCGCGGACGCGUGGCCGCGUCGGUCCGGGAGAGCGGAGAAGGCCUUCGCCGCAAACGUCGUCGCGCACGCCCGCGCGACGCCGGGCGUCGCGGCGUGGCGCUGCCCGAGCGGCCGCGAGGCGGUCGCGACGGGCCUCUCGCCCUGGGGCCUCGGCGUCGCCAACGGCCACCACGUCGACCACGGCCCGCACGGCGCCGCCUGGGACUUUGCGCUCGAGGAUCAGCUGCUAGCGCCCUGGUGCGUCGUUUAUGUCCUCCUGACGGACGUGGCGCGGGACCAGGGCCCGACGGUCGCGUGGCCCGGAUCCCAGCGGGUGAUGGCGAACAUCCUCGCGGGCCUCGGCCCGUGGCGCCGGGUCCUCCUGGACACGCCGCGCAUGUACGCGCUCUGUGCGGCGGCGGAUUCGUACUUCGGCGACGCCGACGCGACGACGCUCGUCGGCGCCGCGGGCGACGCGUUCCUCGUCCACCCGCUGCUGCUCCACACCGCCUCCGCAUCGACGCGCCGGGCGCCACGUGCGAUCCUGAACUUGCCGUACCCGGCGCGGCCGCGCCGAACAGCGAAGGGAUCGCUUUCCGCGCUCGACCUUCCGAUCCGCGACGCGUUGCGGGGGGGCGGCUGCUGCGGGCCGCUCGUCGUCCCGCUCGUCGCGUGGACCGCGGCCUUCGGCGCGCUCCACCAGCGGUGCCGCGCGCGCUUCCCGCGCCUCGCGUGGCUCCUCUACUGGCCCGCCGCGCUCGGCUUCGCGCUCCUCUGCCGCUGCGCCGCGCCCGCCGCGCGCCAGGCGCCGCGGCCGCGCCGCGCUUGGGGAUGGCUCGGACGCCGCGGGCGCCGGCCCUCGCCCGCGCCCGACGCGGAGGUCGGCGGCAGCGGCUAUGACGAUGAUACGCCGCUCCUCCAGCGCGGCGGCGGGGACCCGUAG